Messenger RNA from Sorex fumeus (smoky shrew), 2685 nucleotides. Its product is annotated as complement C5-like. Gene Ontology annotation, cellular component: extracellular region. NCBI's taxonomy places the organism in Eukaryota, Metazoa, Chordata, Mammalia, Eulipotyphla, Soricidae. The transcript has 20 exons. Gene Ontology annotation, molecular function: endopeptidase inhibitor activity. Bases 1 to 2526 code for a protein of 841 amino acids. The record is from RefSeq and is a predicted model, not a curated record.
AUGGACAUCUUAAGCAUAGUUUGUAUUUUUUUCUACUUGGGAAGAAUUUGGGGACAGGAGCAAGCGUAUGUUGUCUUAGCACCUAAAGUAUUCUACGUUGGUGCCUCUGAAAAUGUAGUGAUUCAAGUUCAUGGAUAUACAGAACCAUUUGCUGUGUCCGUUGCUAUUAAAAGUUAUCCUGACAAAAGUUUCACAUAUUCUCUUGGCCAACUGUAUUUAUCUCCAGAAAAUAAAUUUCAAGGCUCUGCAAGCUUAACUAUAAAACCAAAAGACUUGCCUGAAGGGCCAAAUGCAGUUUCGUAUGUGUAUUUAGAAGUUACAUGUGCUCAUUUUUCAAAAACAACAGAAAUUCCACUACACUAUGAUAACGGAUUCAUCUUCAUACAGACAGAUAAAUUUACCUACUCUCCAGAUGAGCCAGUGAAAGUUAGAGUUUAUGCACUGGAUGAAGACUUAAAGCCAUCACAAAGAGAAGUUACCUUAACCUUUAUAGAUCCAGAAGGAUCAGAAACUGUCAUGGUAGGACAGAGUGAAUAUGUUGGGAUUACCACUUUUCCUGAUUUCCAGAUGCGACCUUAUCCUAAAUAUGGCUUAUGGACAAUUAAAACUAAAUUCAAAAAGGACUUCACAACAACAGGAACUGCGUAUUUUGAAAUUAAAGCUGCUUCAGAUGCAAUGAGACCCCAAUUCACUGUAUUAAUAGAACCAGAAGACUACUUUAUUAGUCAUAAACACUUUGAGGACUUCAAAAUUACUAUAAAAGCUAGAUAUUCUCCUAAUGAAAAUGUUUCUGAGGCUGAUGUUUUUGUAUUUUUUGGAAUAAAAGAAAAAUUAGAUGAUAAUAGAAAGGAAAUGAUGCUUGCAGGAACACAAACCACGAAGCUUAUUGAUGGAAUAGCAAAAGUUAAUUUUAACACUUCAAAGGCAAUUUCAUUAUCGAAUAAAAACAUAGAAGAAUUAAAUAACAAGUACCUUUAUAUUUUUGUGGAAGUAAAAAAGGGUGACUCUAUCCACGAAAACAAAGUAGCUGAUGUUGAGUACAUCCUCUCUCCCUACACACUGGAUUUGGUUGCCACUCCUCUAUUCCUGAAGCCUGGGAUUCCAUUUUCCAUCAAGGUACAAGUGAAGAACGUCAUUGGCCAUUUGAUAAGAGGAAUUGCUGUGACCUUGAAAGCAAAAGUAGUUCACAAAACAAUGAAGACAAACCUGGAUAUAAGACAAAGUAAAACAAAUUCUGAUGGAGUAGCCUCAUUUGUCAUUAAUAUUCCCACUGAUGUGACAACACUGGAGUUCCAUGUCAGAACGAAUGACCCAGAUCUUCCAGAACAAUACCAGGCCAGUAAUGACUAUAAAGCAGUGGCUUACUCAUCAAAUAGCGAGAGUUUUCUUUCUCUCACUUGGCCAGACAGUUACAAGAAUUUGCUUGUUGGAGAACAUCUGAGAGUAACUAUCACUCCUAAAAGUCCUUAUGUUGAGAAGAUCACACACUACAAUUACCUGAUUUCAUCUAAGGGCAAAAUUGUUUACUUUGGAGCAGAGAAGAAACUCCCAGGUUCAUCCUCCCAACUUUUGAACCUUCCCCUGACUCAGCACAUGGCUCCUACAGCCUGUCUCCUGGUCUAUUACUUUGUCACAGGAGGUCAGACGACAGAAUUAGUGUCUGACUCAGUCUGCCUAAAGAUUCAAGAAAAAUGUGGCUAUCAGCUCCAGAUUCAUCUGUCUCCAAAUAAGGAUAUCCAUUCUCCAGACAUAGGUGUUACUCUUACUAUGGAAACACAGUCCAAUUUGUGGGUAGCUUUAUCAUCAGUGGACAUGGCUUCAUAUCACUUUGAAGAAAGAAGCAAAAAUCCCAAGGAAAGAAUACUUCAGACUUCACCCAAACGUGGCCAGGACUGUGGAACAGGAGGGGGCAGGAAUAAUGCUGAGGUGCUCUACUCCACGGGACUGACUGUCCUUACCAACGUGGACGCAGGUCACUCCCAACGAGAGGAUGGAUCAUUUACAAAACUUCUCAGAUCAAAAAGAGAAUUGCAAAAGAAAAUAAAAGAAACAGCAUCCACAUUCAAACACCCUGUAAUCCAGAAGUGCUGCUAUGAUGGAGCCCAUGUACAAGAGGAGACCUGCGAGCAAAGAGUUGCCCGGAUUAAGAUCGGCCCCAUUUGUUCACAAGCUUUUUUAAAGUGUUGUGACAUAGCAAACUUAUGGCGAAGACACAAUGGUCACAUCGAGAAACUAUUAGGAGGACAUCAUGUUGCAGCACGUUUCAGAGCACUUAAAAUAGAACCUUUUUCAGAAAACUGGUUAUGGAAAGUGUAUCAUGUUCCCAAAAGGCAUCAGGUAGAUUUGAUAUUGCCUGACUUUUCAACUACCUGGGAAAUCCAAGGUGUUAGCAUUUCAGAUAAAGGUCUCUGUGUUACUGAUGCAUUGCAGCUGAAGGUGUUUGAAGAUCACUUCCUGGUCAUAAACAACAAUGCUACAGAAACCAAUGAAGAGGGACAUUUCCAGCACCCAGACUCCAGGACUUAAGUAUGUGUGUGGCACCAUAGCACCUAAAUAGCUGGUAAAGCAGUGAACACAAUGCACUUCAGUGCUAAGUGAACUGAGCACUUAGUGUAGUGUUCAAAAGACUUCUGAGGCAGUGAGAGUCAAAAUAUGGCAAUGCGUGUAUCAAACAGGGAAAUUGAA